UAAACAAAGCAAUCUCUCCCUCCUCCUCUCACAAGCCUGUCAUUUGUUCUCUGUGUUUGAGAGAGCACAGAGAGGAUUCACCAUUUCAUUGCUCUCCACUUCUCUUUUGUUUCUCUGCUGCCGUGUUUUUUUUUUUGUAAGCAGAGUAGAUAUGUCGACAAGAGGAUUCGUGCUUUAUUUGCUCUCUGGGUUCUCCGUGGCUGUUCUUUCCGUGCUAUUCGUCACUGAUAAAUCGUAUUCAAACCAGAAGGUUUUUCUUUCCUCAAAUGGAUCUCGCAGCGGCAAAGAUUGGCCCAAAUUGGAGUUCAAUGGGAGACUCGUGGCGGCGACGGUGAUUGGAUUUCUUGGAUCGGCAUGUGGGACGGUUGGUGGUGUUGGUGGUGGAGCCAUUUUUGUUCCCAUGCUAACUUUGAUUGUUGGGUUUGAUACCAAAUCUGCUGCUGCUCUUUCUAAAUGUAUGAUUAUGGGAGCAUCAGCAUCAUCAGUGUGGUAUAAUCUGAGAGUGCCUCAUCCAUCAAGGAAUGUUCCCAUCUUAGACUAUGACCUGGCUCUUCUGUUCCAGCCCGUGCUAAUGCUCGGCAUCAGUGUUGGUGUUUCCUUGAGUGUUGUCUUUCCUUACUGGCUUAUUACCGUUCUUAUUAUCAUACUCUUUUUAGGUACCUCAUCAAGAUCGUUCUUUAAGGCUGUUGAAAUGUGGAAAGAUGAGACAAUAAUGAAGAAGGAACUGGCCAAUCAACAAGUAACUACAGUUAACUCCCGUGGCGAGCUUUUGAUAGACACUGAAUAUGAACCAUUGGUACCUAGAGAAGAGAGAUCAAAAUUGCAAAUAUUAUGUUUCAAUCUCAGGUGGAAAAGACUUUUGGUUCUUCUUGUUGUAUGGCUCUCUUUUUUGCUUCUCCAGAUCAUUAAGAAUUAUGUGGCAGUUUGCAGUACAUGGUAUUGGGUACUCUUUUGCUUGCAGUUCCCUAUAACCCUUGGAGUAUUUGGAUAUGAGGCAAUCAAAUUGUAUAAAGACCACAACAAGAGGAUUAGCACUGGCAAUACAGAAUCCAUUUGUGAGGCUUCCAUUGCCUGGACUCCACUGCACCUCGCCUUCUGCGCACUAUGUGGACUCUUAGGUGGCACUGUCGGAGGCCUACUUGGUUCCGGUGGGGGAUUUAUCUUGGGACCAUUACUCCUUGAGAUUGGUGUCAUUCCCCAGGUUGCGAGUGCCACAGCAACAUUUGUGAUGUUGUACUCAUCAUCCUUGUCCGUGGUCGAGUUUUACCUCCUCAAGAGGUUCCCUGUGCCUUUUGCUUUGUACCUAAUGACAGUGUCUGUUGUGGCUGGCUUCUGGGGACAGUUUUUUGUAAGAAAGCUCAUCACAAUCCUAAGAAGAGCUUCACUCAUUGUAUUCAUCCUCUCCGGUGUCAUCUUUGUCGGUGCUAUCACUAUGGGAGUCAUUGGCGUUGAGAAGAGCAUUGACAUGAUACAUAAACAUGAGUUUAUGGGAUUCUUAGGGUUUUGCAGUAGCCAAUGAUCGUUGGCAAGCAAAACCCAAAAAAGGAGAUUGAAGAGGGAAAUUCUUAGUUGAGAUUGGGAUUGAAAUGGGUUUGUUGGUCCAUGAACAAUUGACCAAUCCAACCCAAAAAAAAAAAAAAAAAAAAAGAUGUUUGUUUUAGUUAAUGUGGAAUAAUCAUGAGUGUUAGUUCCUGGCUAACACCAUCACCUGUAGUUGAUUGUUUUCUUUCUGCAUUUCUUUUAUGUUUGCUGAAAGAAAGAAAGAACGAACAUAUCUGAAGAAAAUAGUCAGAAAUAUUGAAAAGUAACAUGUCUUGUGGAGGCACUUUGUUU
Tripterygium wilfordii is the source of this 1833-nucleotide messenger RNA. Its product is annotated as sulfite exporter TauE/SafE family protein 4-like. Gene Ontology annotation, cellular component: membrane; Cul4A-RING E3 ubiquitin ligase complex. The record is from RefSeq and is a predicted model, not a curated record. Gene Ontology annotation, biological process: protein ubiquitination. Bases 152 to 1519 code for a protein of 455 amino acids. The transcript has 12 exons. NCBI's taxonomy places the organism in Eukaryota, Viridiplantae, Streptophyta, Magnoliopsida, Celastrales, Celastraceae.